UCACUCAAUCCUGGCUCUGUUUCUUCUGCUGCUGUGUUGGCUAGCUCCUACAGGGAUCUAUGGAAAAGCGUGCCUAGUAUCGUCUGAUUCAUUCCGUGGCAGAACAGGCAGCCAGAAGACCGUUCUCCAUGAGGAGCAGUAGAAGAUGCCGGCUCUGCCAGCGCUGCUGCUGUCGAUUCACUUUGUCUUCCUGUUACUGACCAUGGCCCCAUCCUCUCACAGCCAGUCCACCGUGCUGUCCUCUGUCAGAAUGGCGGCGAUCCUGGAUGACCAGUCAGUGUGUGGGCGAGGAGAGCGGCUGGCUCUAGCACUGGCCCGGGAGAACAUCAACAGCUUCCUGGAGGGUCCGGCUCGGGCCCGUGUGGAGGUGGACAUAUUUGAGCUGCAGAGGGACUCCCAGUAUGAGACCACCGACACCAUGUGUCAGAUACUACCAAAGGGUGUGGUUUCGGUUAUUGGCCCUGCCUCGAGUCCAGCUUCUGGCUCCACUGUCAGCCACAUAUGUGGGGAGAAGGAGAUUCCUCAUGUGAAAAUCGGCCCUGAGGAGACGCCACGGCUCCCGUACCUGCGCUUCGCCUCCGUCAGCCUGUACCCUAGCAACGAGGACCUCAGCCUCGCCAUCGGAGCCAUCCUGCGCUCUUUCGGAAACCCCACCGCCAGUCUGGUGUGCGCCAAGGCGGAAUGUCUGCUGCGAUUGGAGGAGCUGGUACGACGCUUCCUCAUCUCCAGGGAGACGCUGUCCAUCAGAAUGCUGGACGACAGCUUAGACCCCACCCCCUUGCUAAAGGAGAUCCGUGAUGACAAGGUGGCCACCAUCAUUAUUGACGCCAACGCCUCCAUAUCUUACCUCAUCCUCAAAAAGGCAUCAGAACUGGGGAUGACAUCAACAUUUUACAAGUAUAUCCUCACUACUAUGGACUUCCCCCUUCUCAGGUUAGAUGACAUUGUGGAUGAGCAGUCCAAUAUUGUGGGCUUUUCAAUGUUCAACACCAGCCACCCAUUCUACCUGGAGUUCCUCAGGAGUCUCAAUCUGUCCUGGAGGGAGGGCUGUGACCUCAACCCCUACCCUGGGCCUGCACUGUCCUCGGCGCUGAUGUUCGACGCGGUGCACGUGGUGGUCGGUGCGGUGAGGGAGCUGAACCGCAGCCAGGAGAUCGGAGUGAAGCCGCUCAGCUGCACCUCGCCCCAGAUCUGGCAGCACGGCACCAGCCUCAUGAACUACCUACGCAUGGUGGAGUAUGAUGGCUUGACUGGGAGGGUAGAAUUCAACAGCAAGGGCCAGAGGACCAACUACACCCUCCGGAUUCUGGAGAAACACAGAACGGGACACAAAGAGAUUGGAAUCUGGUACUCUAACAACACACUGGCCAUGAACUCGACCUCUCUGGAUAUCAACGCAUCCGAGACACUGGCCAACAAGACACUCAUCGUCACCACCAUAUUGGAGAACCCGUACGUGAUGCGCAGGGAGAACUACCAAGACUUCAAGGGCAACGACCAGUACGAGGGCUUCUGCGUGGACAUGCUGAGGGAGCUGGCCGACAUCCUCAAGUUCUCCUUCCGGAUCAAACUGGUGGACGACGGGCUGUACGGAGCCCCGGAGCCCAACGGGUCCUGGACGGGAAUGGUGGGGGAGCUCAUUAACAGGAAAGCAGACCUGGCUGUGGCUGGGUUCACCAUCACAUCAGAGAGGGAGAAAGUCAUUGACUUCUCCAAACCCUUCAUGUCGCUUGGUAUAAGCAUUCUCUACCGGGUCCAGCUGGGGCGGAAGCCUGGCUAUUUCUCCUUCCUGGAUCCAUUCUCCCCAGCUGUGUGGCUUUUCAUGUUGCUCGCCUACCUGACCGUCAGCUGUGUCCUUUUCCUGGCUGCCAGGAUGAGCCCGUACGAGUGGUACAACCCGCACCCCUGUCUGCGGGAGCGCAAGGACAUGCUGGAGAACCAGUACACGUUGGGGAACAGCCUGUGGUUCCCUGUCGGGGGCUUCAUGCAGCAGGGGUCCGAAAUCAUGCCCCGCGCCCUCUCCACCCGCUGUGUCAGCGGCGUGUGGUGGGCAUUCACUCUGAUCAUUAUCUCCUCCUACACGGCCAACCUGGCCGCCUUCCUGACCGUACAGAGAAUGGAGGUGCCCAUCGAGUCACCAGACGACCUGGCGGACCAGACCAACAUUCAGUACGGCACCAUACACGGGGGGAGCACCAUGACCUUCUUCAUGAACUCGCGAUACCAGACGUACCAGCGCAUGUGGAACUACAUGCACUCUAAGCAGCCCAGCGUGUUCGUGAAGAGCACGGAGGAGGGCAUCGCCCGCGUGCUCAACUCCAAAUACGCCUUCCUGCUGGAGAGCACCAUGAACGAGUACCACCGCCGGCUCAACUGCAACCUCACGCAGAUCGGCGGGCUGCUGGACACCAAAGGCUACGGCAUCGGCAUGCCGCUGGGCUCUCCGUUCAGAGACGAGAUCACGCUGGCCAUCCUGCAGCUCCAGGAGAACAACCGCCUGGAGAUCCUGAAGCGCCGCUGGUGGGACGGGGGUCAGUGUCCCAAAGAGGAGGACCACCGAGCCAAGGGUCUGGGAAUGGAGAAUAUCGGGGGCAUAUUUGUGGUGCUGAUCUGCGGCCUGAUCAUUGCCGUGUUUGUGGCCAUCAUGGAGUUUGUGUGGUCGACGCGGCGGUCGGCCGAGACGGAUGAGGUACGCCCUCACGCCUGUCCUCGCCGAAAUCACAGACACACCCCAGUGUCCGUGUGCCAGGAGAUGCUGACGGAGUUCUGUAACGCGGUCUCCUGCAAGAAGACUUCCCGCUCCCGGAGACGACGACCCCUGGCUGGCCCCGGGGGGCCCCGCCACCCCACGCGCGUCUCCCUGGGGGCGCCGCGCCCGCUGCGGCUGGUACGGGAGAUGCGCCUGAGCAACGGCAAACUGUACAGCGGCUCAGGGUCCCUGACGGGGGCCGCCGGGGCCGGGGGAGGCCCCUCGGACCUGGGCCCGGGGCCACAGCGCCUGCUGGAGGACCCGCUGGGGGCCAACACCACCCCUCCGCCCUCCCUGGGCCCUGCGGUGCCCCCCCGCAGCUGCGCCCACGUCCGCAUCUGCCAGGAGUGCCGGAGAAUACAGAGCCUGCGGCCCUCGUCCUGCAGGAUGACCCCCCCGUCCUCCUCCAUAAUCCCAGCCCGCCUGCCCCCGCCUCCUCCCCCCUCGGCCUCCAACACAGACAGCGAGGGGGGCGGUGGGCCCAGCCCCCGUCGGCGAAAACUCACGCCCCCGCCACGACCUCUCCCUCCCGCAAAGACCAGUACCAGCACAGACCUCCUGGGGGAAUAG
This is a messenger RNA of Conger conger (European conger), 3319 nucleotides long. RefSeq names its product glutamate receptor ionotropic, kainate 5-like. Lineage: Eukaryota; Metazoa; Chordata; Actinopteri; Anguilliformes; Congridae. The transcript is spliced from 20 exons. Gene Ontology annotation, biological process: modulation of chemical synaptic transmission; synaptic transmission, glutamatergic; monoatomic ion transport. Gene Ontology annotation, cellular component: presynaptic membrane; plasma membrane; postsynaptic membrane. The record is from RefSeq and is a predicted model, not a curated record. Bases 146 to 3319 code for a protein of 1057 amino acids. Gene Ontology annotation, molecular function: kainate selective glutamate receptor activity; transmitter-gated monoatomic ion channel activity involved in regulation of postsynaptic membrane potential.